AUGAUUGUAUUGCUUCCAACAGAGGAGGAGGGUAGGAACAUAUUAAAGUUUAAAAAUCAUAAAUACAAAGAAAAUGUACCAUUUGCAGUAUAUGCAGACAUUGAGUGUUUGCUGGAACCAGUUACAAAUUCACAAAUAGAUAAAGCGGCGUAUCAAAAACAUAUCCCUACUAGUGUUGCGUAUUAUACAAAACGCAGUUUUAACGAUUCGACCUCAGAACCUAAAGUCUACCGUGAAAAGGAUUGCAUUGAAUGGUUUAUAAAAGAAUUAAAAGAUUUAGCAGUAAAUGUAAAUUCUCGUUUACAAAAUCCAGUACCAAUGGAAAAAUUAACGUCGAAGCAAAAACAAGAUUUUCAAAAUGCAAAAUUGUGUCACAUUUGCGAAAAAGGUUUUAAGAAAGAUGAUGUAAAACAUCGCGACCAUUGUCACUUUACAUGUAAGUACUGUGGUCCAGCACAUGGAAGCUGCAACAUUAAUUACAAAGACUUUCAUAUCAUUCCAGUAGUUUUGCAUAAUUUAUCUGGCUACGAUUCACACUUUUUCAUUAUAGAAUUAGCACAAAGUUUUGAGGGACAUGUCUCCUUACUACCUGUAAAUGAAGAAAAGUAUAUCUCAUUUACAAAAUAUGUUCCAAAUCCUAGAGUUAAACUUAGAUUUAUCGAUUCUUUCCGAUUCAUGCCGUGUAGCUUGAAAAAAUUAGCCUCAUAUCUCAAUCACAGUGCAAAAACAAUAACUAGAAAAUUUUGUAAAAAUGACAGUGAAUACAAUUUGUUAACAAGAAAAGGUGUCUUUCCAUAUAAGUACAUUGAUAGCUGGAAGAAAUUAGAGGAAGGCAGUUUACCCCCAAAAGAGGCAGUUUAUUCCAAAUUAAACGAUCUCCACAUUUCUGAUGAGGAUUAUCAACCCGAUUGUAAAGUGUGGGAAACGUUUAAUUUGCAAAAUUUAGGGCAGUAUUCCGAUUUGUACCUCAAAACCGAUGUUUUACUUUUAGCUGACAUUUUUGAAAAUUUUAGAAAAACUUGUUUCGCAACAUAUAAAUUAGGUCCAUUGCAUUAUUACACAGCAAUGGGACUUUCAUUUGUUGCAAUGCUAAAGUACACUGGAAUCAAACUACUCUUACUGACUGAUGUAGAAAUGCUACUCUUAAUUCAGAAAGCAAUCAGAGGUGGCGUUUCACAAUGCUUCAACCGUUUUGCAAAAGCAAACAAUAGAUUUAUGGAGGAAGAUUGUAAUCCAUACGAUCCAGAAUCAUAUAUUUUUUAUUUGGAUAUUAAAAAUCAGUAUGGUAAAGCUAUUAGUGAGUUUUUACCAUAUCAAGAUUUCGAAUGGUUUGAAAAUUUCGAAAAUGUUCCAAGCUUUUUCAAUGCGCCCGAUGAUUCACCUGAAGGGUACAUUCUUGAAGUGGAUCUAGAAUAUCCUGAAGAGCUUCACGAUUUGUACAAGGACCUUCCAUUGUGUACAGAACACUUUGUGCCUCCUGGUUCAAAAUAUCAGAUUCUAAAAUUAGUAACCAAUUUGCUACCAAAGAAAAACUGUGUACUGCAUUACUGA
Molecule: messenger RNA, 1551 nt
Organism: Belonocnema kinseyi
Lineage: Eukaryota; Metazoa; Arthropoda; Insecta; Hymenoptera; Cynipidae
Exons: 1
Coding region: 1-1551 (516 amino acids)
Biological process (GO): DNA replication
Molecular function (GO): DNA binding; nucleotide binding; DNA-directed DNA polymerase activity
Source: RefSeq, a predicted model, not a curated record